Molecule: messenger RNA, 327 nt
Organism: Penicillium angulare
Lineage: Eukaryota; Fungi; Ascomycota; Eurotiomycetes; Eurotiales; Aspergillaceae
Product: transposable element tc3 transposase
Exons: 1
Coding region: 1-327 (108 amino acids)
Molecular function (GO): nucleic acid binding
Source: RefSeq, a predicted model, not a curated record
AUGCAGGAUAACGCCCCUGUUCAUACAGCAAAUGUUGUGAAAGAUUGGCUAAGGGAGCAGCCUUUCGAAGUAAUGGAAUGGCCACCUCAUUCGCCGGAUUUGAAUCCUAUCGAGAAUCUUUGGGCGUUAUUGAAGACAAAGAUAUACGAUAUUCAUCCAGAGCUGCAUACAAUGCCAGAUAACGACGAAACCCUUAAACAUUUGGUUAGCUAUGCUCAGGAGGCAUGGUCAGAGAUUGAUCUAUCAGUCUUAGAAAACUUAGCUGAGACAAUGUCUAAUAGGGUGCAGGAGAUCAUUGAGAAUGAUGGAUGGUAUACUAGCUAUUAG